Messenger RNA from Arachis duranensis, 723 nucleotides. RefSeq lists its product as uncharacterized. The coding region runs from base 1 to 723 and encodes 240 amino acids. The transcript is spliced from 2 exons. Gene Ontology annotation, biological process: telomere maintenance; DNA repair. Lineage: Eukaryota; Viridiplantae; Streptophyta; Magnoliopsida; Fabales; Fabaceae. The record is from RefSeq and is a predicted model, not a curated record. Gene Ontology annotation, molecular function: DNA helicase activity.
AUGGAAGAGUUGAACUUUGACGUUAAUGCUCUUGCGAAUGAACUAGGUGGGUAUUUAGAAAGGCUAACUAAUGAGCAGAAAUUUGCAUACGAUCAAAUAAUUGGUGCUGUUAGCGCAUUAAACAGGGAAGUCCUCGCAAGGUUAAUAUCGAAGGCCAAAUUAAUCAUAUGGGAUGAAGCUCCAAUGAUAAGCAAGUAUUGUUACGAAGCUUUAGACAAAUGCCUCGGAGACAUCUUAAGGUGCUCAAAUUCGUAUAAUGCUCAUUUGCCAUUUGUAGGUAAAGUUGUUGUUUUCGGAAGAGAUUUUAGACAAAUUUUUCUCGUGAUUCCUAGAGGCUCAAUGCAAGAUAUAAUUCAGUCUUCUAUUAAUUCUUCAUAUUCGUGGCAUAACUGUAAGGUUUUAAAGCUUACAAAAAAUAUGAGAUUGUCACUAGGUGAAAACAACAACAUACAAGAACUCAGAAAUUUUGCAGAAUGGCUACUCAAAAUUUGUGAUGGUUUGGCUGGUGAUACAACAGAUGGUGAAUCGAUCGUUUAUAUACCAUCUGACAUUUUGGUUAAGAACUCUGACACAGCUUUGGAUGACUUCAUUGAUUUCGUGUGUCCAGAUAUAUUAUCCAAUUUAUCCGCUGAAAAUUAUUUCAAGGAUAGAGAAAUUCUUGCACCAACUUUGGAUUGUGUCACUGAUGUCAACAACAAGAUGACUGCAGGGUUACCUGGAUAA